CCUUCUCCUCAUCCAUGAGCUGCUGGAGUCAGGACCCGUUACACUCGGACCGAGGAGCUCGCAUCAGCUUAUCUGAGUUUAAUUAUAGCCUGCGACCUGAUUUCAGCACUGCAGCGAUUUAACAGCACCCGCACAUCUAAAGCGCUAUAGACCGCGAGGCGCUGAAGCGCGCACGCCACUGCGCCAGGAUCACUGCGCACGACUCCGUCCAGACAGACCCGAACCGGGAGCCCAUCUCCUGGAUAACUCGAGCAAUACAGUAUCAGCAGAACGAUGGCGUCAAAACGCAUAGGGCUGAUGGUCGUGAUUCAGCUUCUGGCUGUAAUAAUAGCGCACAUCUCCGCUUUUCCCAGACCUGCCGGACUCGACGAUAAGAGUGUGUACAACCGAGAGCUGACAGAAGAGAAACCAUUAGAACAGCAGAUUGCAGAAGCUGACAGCAUCAGGAAGACAGACCCCAAGCCAACGCCACCAGCAGAGGCGGAGUCAAAGUCAGAGAACGAUGACAUCACGUUCCUAAAGUCUCUGGCUGAGAAGUCCAAAGAGUCAAACAACGAGACUCCUGUGUCCGAUUCUGUGCAUGAUGAGUCUGACUCCACUAAAAACAGAAGACUGGCGGAUGACUAUGACUCUACCAAGAAUGGAAUGGACUACAAAUACCAAGAUGAUCCUGAGAGCUUUCGGCAGCUGGAUGGGACGCCCCUGACAGCUCAGGACAUCGUCCAGAAAAUCGCUAACAAAAUCUAUGAAGAGGAUGAUAGAGGAGUGUUUGACAGGAUUGUGUCAAAACUCCUCAAGCUGGGCCUGAUCACAGAUGGUCAGGCAGAGACGCUGGAGUAUGAGGUUGCUGAAGCCCUGCAAGAUCUGAUUACCAAAAACGCCAAAGAAAACAUGAUUGGAGAGCUGAGUAUGGACUACCCCGUUAACACGCCAGCUGAAGACACAAACAACAACAUGGAUGAGGAAGACAGACCCAGCCGGCGGUAUGAUGAAGAGGAUGAGGGUGGUGAUGAUGACGACGAAGAGCCGGAGCAGGAGAGCAAAGAUGACACAGUAAGAGCUGAUGAGUCAUGGGACACUGUGAGUGACGGAAAUGACAGGAAUGAACUCAACCCUGAGGAUGGACUGCAGGACCUUCAGUACUUCCCCAACUUCUACAGACUGCUCAAGAGCCUUGACACAGAUCAGGAUCGAGAGGAGAGAGAGACCCUCAUCACCAUCAUGAAGACUUUGAUUGACUUUGUGAAGAUGAUGGUGAAAUAUGGCACCAUCACACCUGAAGAAGGAGUUUCUUAUCUUGAAAACCUGGACGCUAUGAUCGCCCUGCAGACCAAGAACAAGUUGGGCAAAUCUCUGGUUCCGCUCAGCGUUACGCCCCCUACAGACAAAGCAGCGGAUGAUGAUGACAACACCAAAACUGAGGCUGCCAAAAUGCAGAAAGAGUAUGAGUCCCUGAAAGACUCAACCAAAGAUGUGCAGCAGACUGCAGCAGAGAUCAGUCAUCCUGGUAGGUCUGAGAGCUAUCUGGAGGCAAUCCGCAAGAACAUUGAAUGGCUGAAAAAACACAACAAGGACAGCAACAAAGACGAUUACGACCUGUCCAAGCUGAGGGACUUCAUGGACCAGCAGGUGGACGCUUACAUCGAUAAAGGCAUCCUGGAGAAGGAUGAAGGUGACAUCAUCAAGAGAAUCUACGGAAGCCUGUAGGAACUGCAAACCAAGCUUCCCCUGUAAUCCAGUAACUGUUAGACCGCCUACUAAAUCAAUUUCCACUGGCCAUCCUAACACAGAUCCUAAUGCUAUAACUCCUGAUAAGACAUACUUUUUAGUGGGCGACUCAGGCAGUAUUUCUGCAAAAGUAUAUUCUCCUCAAGGCAAUAUCUUCUCUCAGUCUCACAAUCUACUGCUGGACAAACGACCCAACAUCACAUUUGAGUUGGAAGUGUGUUCUUACUCAUUUGGACAGAAAAACAGCAUUUGAUACCUAGAACUCUAAAACUCGGUCAAUUUGGUGGUAAGACCUACAGAUGAGUCUAAACUAGCAGCUUUUGCACCUGUUUCUCUUUCGCAAUAGUCUUUUACAUCAUCUUCUGCAUAUAUGUCUUUAACAUUCAUUCAUUCAUGUAUGGUCAAGAGCAUCUUUUCCUAAUUUAAUCUUUCUUAGAAGGAAAUUCAUUGUGGUUGUUUCGAAAUCAUCCACAAAAAAUCAGUGUAUACUCGCAGUGAAUCUCUGUGGUUUUCUGCCCCCUGAUCUGAUUCUGUAGGGGGCAGUCUCCUUGGUUUUCUGGGUUGUUUCUUCACCAUAGGUCUCUGUAUAUUCCACAGCCUAUAGAUUCACACAAAUCAAGUAUUUUUAAAUGUAAAUAUUGUGAUUUUCCAAAUAUCAAAUAAACAUUGCCUUUCUUUAAA
Molecule: messenger RNA, 2409 nt
Organism: Triplophysa dalaica
Lineage: Eukaryota; Metazoa; Chordata; Actinopteri; Cypriniformes; Nemacheilidae
Gene: scg3
Product: secretogranin III
Exons: 12
Coding region: 274-1707 (477 amino acids)
Biological process (GO): protein localization to secretory granule
Cellular component (GO): secretory granule membrane
Source: RefSeq, a predicted model, not a curated record